GUGUUUCACCUCUCAACCUGCACGCGCUGCAAUAUCACUGACAGCUUGUUGCUGUUCGUUCGACGCAAGGCAAUGCUGUGUUCCAUACCGGAGAGAGACCCCCGCUAACCGAGUAGCGUCUACGUGUGGUGCGGUGAUCUGAUGUGUGGGGGAGGCUCGCAAGCGAGAUAAACAAGCAGCCAGUGAGCUUCGGGGUUUCAGCCAGCCAGGGAGCACAGAGCAGUCGGAGGAACAUGGCGGCAGCGCAGUUAGUUAGCAGUGUAGCAGUUUUCACCAAACGAAGGUCAGACCGGGUUUAACACACGGGAUUUAACAGAGCACUAGCGACGGAAAGUUUCGAAUCGACUACAUUAUGGUAGUUUCCCCAAGGUUACCCUGCCAGCUUACUGCAGACGAGAUGCCCUGAGGACAUGGCUGGAGUCUGGACUAGACCCUAGAUGCUGGUCUGCAGUGAAGGAUGAGUGGUAUUCAGUGAAGGAUGAGUGAUACGCAUUGAAGGAUGAGUGGCGUCGGUGAAAACACCUUGGACCCUGCUGCCAGGGCAGAGUCUCGUAAACGCAAAGAAUGUUCCUCCGACCUACUGGGUCCCAGUCCCAAAAGAAGCAACGACAAGAGGAACCGCGAACACGAGAACAAGUACAUCGAGGAACUGGCAGAGCUGAUCUUCGCCAACUUCAACGACAUUGACAACUUCAACGUCAAGCCUGACAAAUGUGCCAUCCUGAAGGAGACGGUCAGACAGAUCCGACAGAUCAAGGAGCAGGAGAAAGCAGCCGCGGCCAAUGAGGAGGAGGUACAGAAGGCGGAUGUCUCGUCGACCGGCCAAUCCGUCAUCGACAAGGAGGCUCUGGGACCGAUGAUGCUGGAGGCUCUGGAUGGGUUCUUUUUCGUGGUCAACAUGGAGGGGAUCAUAGUGUUUGUGUCCGAGAACGUGACACAGUACCUGCACUACAACCAGGAGGAGCUGAUGAACACCAGCGUCUACAGUGUCCUGCACGUCGGAGACCACGCCGAGUUCAUCAAGAACCUGCUCCCGAAGAGCCUGGUGAACGGUGUUCCUUGGUCCAGCGAGGGCCCCCGGAGGGACAGUCACACGUUUAACUGCCGUAUGCUGGUCAACCCUCACGGCGACCGGCAGGAGGUGGCCAUCGCCCAGGAGGCGCAGCAGCAGCAGCAGAGAUAUGACACCAUGCAGUGUUUCGCCGUGUCCGAACCCCGGAGCAUCAAGGAGGAAGGAGAAGAUUUCCAGUCCUGUCUGAUCUGCGUGGCCCGCCGGGUGCCCAUGAAAGAGAGGCCAGCGCUGCCCACGCACGAGAGCUUCACCACCCGCCAGGACCUGCAAGGUAAAAUCACGUCCUUGGACACCAGUCUGCUGAGAGCCUCUAUGAAGCCAGGCUGGGAGGAUCUGGUCAGAAGGUCCAUCCAGAGGUUUCACCUACAGAACGACGGGGAGAUGUCCUUCGCUAAAAGACACCAACAGGAGGUGUUACGGCACGGCCAGGCCUUCAGCCCCAUUUACAGGUUUACUCUGUCGGACGGGACCCUGGUGUCGGCACACACCAAGAGCAAGCUGGUCCGCUUUCCUGCCACCAAUGAACCCCAGCUUUACAUGUCUCUACACGUUCUGCAGCGGGAGCAGUCUGGCUGCGGAAUGGGAGCGGGUCAGGAAACUCCGCAGGGACCGCAGCAGGGUCCCGGGAUGGGCCCCAAACCCAUGGCCCCGAACCCCUCCAUGACCCCGCCCACGCAGGGUCCCCCCUCAGGGCCGGGUCCCCCCUCAGGGCCGGGUCCCCAGGGUCAGGACGCCAUGGUCAGCUCUAACAGCACGCCCUUCUCCCCUGCCCACGGAGCCCCGGGGUCCGGAGGAACGAGCUCGGGGCACAUGCAGGGCUACCGCUACGGCUGCCCCACCCAGGCCACGGGUCACCCCUCUGGGGUACCGGCCAACCAUCCCGGCCUGCAGCCGGGGGCCAACUGGAGGAUGAGCAGCCCGUCUCGAGGCAGCCCCAGCCCGGCCGGAGUCCCCCAUCCCGGGCAGCAGGGGUCCAUGCUCUCCCCCAGGCACCGGGCGUCUCCGGGGAUGGCGGGGAGCCCCCGCGUGGCCCUGGGUCUGCACUCGCCCUCCCCUGUGGCAGCUAACGGCUACACCAGCAGCUCCCUGUCGGCGCUGCAGGCCCUGACGGAGUGCCACGCUGGCCGACAGGGCGGGAGCGGGCAACCGCACACGCACGCCACGGGGUCGCCGGACAGGAAGAUGAUGGGGUCGCCAGCCGGGGUCGCAGUGGGUACGGGGGUGAAUCCUAAUAUGAUGUCCAAGCUCGCGGGUAAUAACCGUAACGCAGACUCUUUCGGAGGUCACAUUGACCAGGGUCAGGGAGGUCACAUUGACCAGGGUCAGGGAGGUCACAUUGACCAGGGUCAGGCGGGUCAGACAGACAGGUCGACGGACGGAAACGACAACGGCGGUAACCACGGAGACAUCAAGGAGGAGAGGGAUGGCCUUUCGGAGUGUCCCGAUGGGCAGGGCCAUGGUUUCCACGGCGACAACAAGGGUCACACCAAACUCCUUCAGUUGCUCACCACCAAGUCUGAGCCCCUGGGCUCCCCUUCGUCCCCAAACUCCAAGGACACCUCAAUGGGGCCGGGGGGCGCUCCGGGUCCAGGCUCCACGGGGGGCCACGGCGCCUCCCUGAAGGAGAAACACAAGAUCUUACACAGGCUUCUUCAGAACAGCACCUCCCCUGUGGACCUGGCCAAGCUGACGGCGGAGGCCACGGGCAAAGAGCUGGUGGAGCAGGGUCGAGGAGGAACCGGCGGGGCAGGGGGGGGUGCGGAUGGUACGCUCACCCCCAAACAGGAGCCUCUGAGCCCCAUGAAGAAGGACAACGCCCUGCUGAGGUACCUGCUGGACAAAGACGAGGGCGGCGUGAAGCCUAAAAUGGAGGUGGGCGGAGGUGAGGUGAAGAGGGAGGGGGGCGUGAAACCCCCCCAUGUGAAGACGGAGCGGCAGGACCCUGGAUAUAACUACCAUCAGCAGUCAUCAGAGCUGGAUGAUAUUCUGGAUGACCUCCAGUGUGUCCAGCCCCAGCUGUUCUGUGAGCCGCGCCCCGUCUCCCUCCCCUCUUCCCUGGACAAACAGAACAUCAUCAACGACAUCCUGCACAUCACCCAGGAAACCAGCCCUGGCAACCCCAAUGCCAUGGCAACGCAGCAGCAGAGGAACAUGCAGCCCAACGUGGGGCCAGGAAACUAUGCAGGUCAGAGAGGGUCAGGGGUCAGUGGACCAGGCCGGGGUCUCCCUGUGAGAAGUGUCUCGCUGGAUAUGAACGUAUCAGGCAGCCAAGCCCCGUCAGGGCCCCCCCAGACUCAAUACCCCCCUAUGAGGACACCUGGCCCCUACACACACCUGCAGCAGCAAAGCAUGCUGGGAAACCACAACACCCUGAUGGCUAAUCAGACCAACCUCUCAGGCCUGAUGGGGGGGGCCCGGCAUGGGAUCCAGCCGAUGCAGCAGGAGGGAGGUUGGGGUCCUGGAGGGCCAGGCUCUGGGUCGGCCUCCGCCCCGCCUCCGGGCCAGCAGGGGGCGAUGCACGGCUGUAUGGGCCCCAACAGCGGAGGCCCGAUGAGAGCCAGCAGUCAGCCGGGGUCAGGGGUCAGGCACAUGCUUCAGUCUCAGAUGAUGGCCGGAGAGAUGGGUAUGAGGACCCAGCAGUUCUCCCAGCAACAGGCUCCACCCAAUCAGACGGCUCCGUGGCCAGACAGCAUAAUGCCAAUAGAACAGACGCCGUUCAACCAGAACAGAUCUCUGUACACCCCCCAACAGGAGGAGGUGAUGUGUGGGGGUCCCGGGGAUGGAGGUACCAGCGAUGAGGGAGCCCUUCUGUCCCAGCUCUACACCAUGCUGAAGGACUUUGAUGGCCUGGAGGAGAUCGACCGAGCUCUGGGGAUACCUGCACUCAUGGGACAGGGCCCAUGCGCGGACCCGGACCAGUUCUCCUCCGACCCGUCCAUGAUGUUGGACCAGAAGCCACCGGCCUUCAGCCCACAGUAUCCCCCAGCGGGCGGCCACCUGGGCCAGAGGGGGCCCCAUGGAGUUGGGCCUGGCGGAACCAUGCCGGACCCCACAGGGCAAGGCUUCCAUCCUCUGGCUGGUCAGUUGGGACCCAGGCCCGGUUACCCUGUCAUGCGGAUGCAACAGAGAGCAGGGCUCAGGCCCCAAGGAGGGGUACCGACCCAACCCAGCACCCUGAGGUUACAGCUGGCCCACCGUCUGCAGGCACAGCAGAACCGACAGCCUGUGAUGAACCAGUUGGGCGGAGUGCCGAAUAUGAACUUACCGCUGAGGUCCAGUAACCCCAACCAGGGUUCCAUCAACGCUCAGAUGUUGGCGCAGCGCCAGCGAGAACUCCUUAGCAACCACCUGCGUCAGCGUCAGUUGGACCAGCAGCGACAACAACAACAACAGCAGCAGCAGCUACAACAACAACAGCAGCAGCAGCAGCUACAACAGCAGCAGCAGCAGAGGAACAUGGUGAUGAGAGCACAGGGACUCAGCCUGCCUCCCAACAUGGCUGCCACUACAGGAGGGCUGGGUAACCCCCGGAUACCGCAGGCCAGCCCCCAGCAGUUCCCCUACGGUACAGGCCUGGCCUCGCCCCCGCACCCGCCCAGCAGCCCCUUCUCCUCCCCCCUGUCCCCCAGCCUGCCCCCCUCUCUCCCCCCACACCACGCCCUGCAUGGCUCUUCCUCCUCCAACUCCCAGAUGAUGAUGAUGAUGGGCUCGGGACAGUAUGGGGUCGUAGUCAGCCCGCAUCAUGUUCACCAGCACAGUGCCUUUCAGUUCCCCCACUCAGGUAUGUCCCAGCAGCCUGACGGGGUUUUUGGGGGUCCGGCGACGCCCCAGAGUCCAAUGCUUUCCCCUCGGAUGGCCCACGCCCAGUCUCCCAUGAUGCAACAGCCAGGCCAGGGCAACACCGCCUUUCAGGCCUCGUCUGACGUGAACAGCUGGCCACCGCCGGGGAACAUGGGGGGAAACAGUAUGUUCAGUACACAACCGUCACCUCCCCAGUUCACACCACAGCAGACCAACGGGGGGGUCAUGUACAGCGGGAUGAACGUCAACAUCUCCAUGGCGACCAACGCCAGCGGCAUGGCCGCCAUGAGUCAGAUGGCCGGCCAGAUGAGCGUCACCUCGCCUGGGAUGACCACCUUGGGACAGGAGCAGAAAUACUGUUGAUCCUGUUGGAGCAUUUCGGCCAACCAGCACUUUGAUGCUAUGCCUGGAUCCCAUAGUCCAAUGAGAUCACUGGUUCAUCCUCAACCACCCAACCGAUCAACCAACCACUCUGUGAAUGGACCUGACCCCGCCCAUCAUGGCGUCCGCCCUCACCCCCAUGGCAUCAACUGUGCCUGGAAUUUUCCCUUACUGGUGCGCCCUACCAGGACCCCAGUGUUAAGGGGGGAGGCCAUCCUCAAACACCUAACCCCUCCCUCCUGUGCAUUGUUCACCCGCUGGGUGUGGACCGACGGAGGCCGUUCAACCUGGGGAUCCUAGGAGGUGAAAAUGACAUCAGUAUCCUGGGGUCAAUCGGCUGUUGCCCCUGCCCACUUCCUGGUGCACGACCAGCAUUUAUUGUGGCGUGUCUGGUCCCAGUCGCCUGAGCCUGUCUGUCAAGCUGCAUUCACCGUAGUGUGACUUACUGUAGGCCCCUCCCCUCUGUUAGCCCCACCCCUUACAUCGGCCAGGCAACUGAGAAGGGGAGUUGACUAUGGGGGGGGGGGGGGAUUGUGUAUACAGUGUACAGAUUUCUGCUUGCUUAUUCAGCCUUCAGCGUAGAGCUAGCACUACAGAAAGAAAGACAGGACAAAACUCAACACAGCCAUACAGUUAUACAUAGCUAACUCUACAAAAAGAAGUAGAAAUGGAAGACGUGUGCUUUCUAUGUUGUUUUGGAGUCUUGGUGCUUCGUACAAGCUGCUAGGUGCUGUUCUGGUCUCUCAGUGUGAUGUAAGUAAACAAGCAAUAACAAUGACUAGGGAAUCUUUGUUUUGUUAUUUUUAGUUUUUGUUUAAUUUUGUAAUUUUUGUACAGAUUUAUUUCCUGGAGGCACAUUUUACGCUCCACCGGUCCAUAGGACUCAGUAUUAACAAUAUGUAUUAUUUUUUUUUAUUACAAUUUGUUUUGAAGACUUCUCUAAUCCAGAUUAUAUUGAAAACUUCUCUAAUCCAGAUUUCUCUCAGAUAAUGCAGCAGCGCCAUUGUGGGUGUCGAGCAGGGAGCGUGUGGUGGUGAACCCCAAUUUUAAUGCCUAAGUCCCAAAUGGCUACGCUAAACAAGCGAAAGGGUGGCCAUUUGGGUCUCCACUAUGACCUCUCUGGCUGGAGCCCCAGGUUUAUUGCAGAAUAGCAGCAGCAGAUUUAUAGGGGCCCCGAUUCAUUUCUUCAAUGACGUCCUUUUGUCCUCGCCUUCUUACUUGGAUGCAGAGCCGGUUCUAGGCAAAAGGGGUUGCUUAGGGUCCCCGAGGGGCGCCGUCGGGGAGGGAGUCAGUGGAAUACGUCACAGAGUUUCGAUGACUCCACUGGGCUGAUUCUUGCUUUAGCUGAGACACUUUAACUGAAUGAUGUGUAACUGAGUCAGUUUGAAUAAAAUGAGCCGAUUCUGUUAGAGUGAAUCAUGUCCACACUGGAAAGGCCCGUAGUGCCUGAGCCCAUCUCCCGGUCUGGUUUGACCCGAUCUCCCCCGGCGACGUCCCAAAUGGAACUCUGUCCUACGAAGUGUGCUGCUUUUUUUUCCUGGGCCCUUGGGACCUUGUCAAAGGUAGUGUACUAACUGGGGUCCAUUUUGGAGUUUUGCUCUUAUGGGCUGUAAUGCAUGGAAGGGUUGAAGGGUAGCCCCAGACGACACAUACUACGCCCCAGACGACACAUACUACGCCCCAGACGACACAUACUACGCCCCAGACGACACAUACUACGCCCCAGACGACACAUACUACGCCCCAGACGACACAUACUACGCCCCAGACGACAUGCUAGGUUGACUGCUUAGAACCCACAUGUUGUGACAACACAGUCAAUAUCAGAUCCCUCAUCAAGCACAGUUAUGGUGUUGAUGGACAGGCGCCCACACGCACGCGCACACACAUGUGGGGACCCUAAUUAUAACUUUCUACAUUUAACCUCUAAGCCUGAAAUUGUUUUCCUCGUGGGAUCUGAAAAAUUUACCGAAAUGUUCCUUCCAUUGGGUUCUUGCAGGGAUUUUUAUGAUGUCACCAUACCGUUAUGGGGGGCACGGGAAUAUGAUGUCACCGUAUUCGUUAUGGGGGCACGGGAAUAUGAUGUCACCGUAUUUGUUGGGGGGGGGCAUGGAAAUAUGAUGUCACCAUACUAAUUUGAGUAAUACUAAUUGAGUAAUAUGAUGUAAUUGAAAAUGGAUUUGGAAAUAAAAUAAAGUUUUACUGCCUGAGUUCAAAAACACUGUGGCUAACUGACAACACUUCUUAGAAGCACCCUACCCUUCAACCCUUCCAUGCAUUACAGCCGAUAAGAGCACAACUCCAAAAUGGAACCCCAGUUAGUGCACUACUUUUGACUCACUAAUCCAGCAGAUACCAACCUGCAGUGGAAACAAACGGGUAUAUUCUGUACUUCUAAUACCCCAGAGGAACUUUAGACAGAUCGCUGUGUGUCUUACGAUGCCUGUGGGAACCAAAAAUCCCUGCAAGAACCCAAUGGAAGGAUAAUUUCGGUAAAUUUUUCAGAUAAUUUCAGGCUUAGAGGUAAAAUGUAGAAAGUUAUAAUUAGGGUCCCCACAAGUGUGCGCGCCUGUCCAACACCAUAACUGGGCUUGAUGAGGGAUUUGAUAUUGACUGUGUUGUCACAACUAGUCAUGUGGUCUGGGGCGUAGUAUGUGUUGUCUGGGGCGUAGUAUGGUAUUAGAAAUGCAGAAUGUACCCAUUUGUUUCCACUGCAGGUUGGUAUCUGCUGGAUUAGUGAGUCCACAAUGCCACUAACCAGAUGGACUCCGUUACCCAUAAGCCCUGUUCUGAGAUGUUUUUGUUUUUUUAUACUUCCCUAAUUGUAACUGCUAAGACUGGUGUGUAAAAAGAUUAUCCCAGAUCUAUGCUCAGGGGGCUGCCUUGCUUUUAAAUGCUAAAGUACAGUGGCACUUUGGCUGUUUUGGACACAGUCUAGCCUGGGUAACUGUCUUUUUGUGCCACCGUUCCACAUAUUGUACUCGAUUGGUAAGAAAUAAUGGAAUGUUAACACAAAGCAGGGCUGGAUUGCAGCCUCGGGAAAUGGUGUCUUGUGGUUCUGUUUGUAAUUUUAUCGUUUGGCCUUUGUUUUUGUAUGGGCAUUGGUUCUGUCUCAGAAGCUCAGAGUUCCCGUACUUUAAACAUCUUUGAUCACCUUACGUUUGAUAAAAGCUGGAUGUCACUGAUGGUAAAUGACAGGCAUUGUAGUGUAGCCAAUUUUAAACUAGAUCACUCUCACCCCUCCUUUGCAAAAUUCCCAAAGAUUGUUACGAUUUUGAAAUGAAUAUAAGCCAUUAAGUGAAUGCGUUUUUUAAUAGCAUUUAUAUCAGGACUUAGAGCAAAGAACCCAUUUGCCCUACAACAAAAUAAUCUUACAGGCUUUCAAUUGAAAUCACUUUACAACUGAAUACUUUCUCUUCUUACCUUUUUCAUUUUGGAGAUUUUUUAACUAUCCUGUUUGUGUAGUCCGACAAUUUUCUUAGAGCUGUAAUGCAAGAACCUUGAAAUGCUAAAAGAAAUAGCAUAUUGCCUUAGAUUGUCUGUUGUCGUUCUUGUAUAAUAUAAAGCUGUAUCAUAUUUCUGUUGUGAAUCCUGUACAUUUUGGAAUGGGUGCAUCGUUACUUAACAUCUAAGUUGCUGUACAUACACGCAGUAGCCUGGGCCUCUGUCACUCUGUCCUCCCGUUCCCCGCUGCAUUAUGUUUGUGAUUGAUUGAAGGCUGUAUUGUUUGUAUAUUUUCUCUCCUCACAGGACGGUUUGUUGGACUGUCGGGAAAAAAGACGAUGCAAUGGGAUAUUGAAGCAAUAUGUAAUAUAUUCUAAGAACUUUCCGGAGAAAGCUUACAUUGUCGCAAGUUGUUCUGAGAUGUAUUUUUGCAGCCUAGUUCAGAGAGAAGCAUCACACCUUCUGUUUGUUUGUUCGUUCGUUCGUUCACCCGUAAAGCAUCAACGUUUAUAAUCUUUAGUGUGAGCAUUUUAUGCAAAUGUUAAAAUAGGCUAUAACGACAGAAAUUUAUUAAACAGUUAUAUGCAAGUUGUCAACUAAUAAGGCUUCGCUGAUGCUAUUUGCAAUUUGAUGUUGAAUAGUACCAUUGUAAAUAAAGAGUUCUGUUAUUGCAACAUGUAA
Esox lucius (northern pike) is the source of this 9379-nucleotide messenger RNA. It is a transcript of the gene ncoa2, whose product is annotated as nuclear receptor coactivator 2. The record is from RefSeq and is a predicted model, not a curated record. Lineage: Eukaryota; Metazoa; Chordata; Actinopteri; Esociformes; Esocidae. Gene Ontology annotation, molecular function: nuclear receptor binding; protein dimerization activity. Gene Ontology annotation, cellular component: nucleus. The transcript has 23 exons. Gene Ontology annotation, biological process: cellular response to hormone stimulus; positive regulation of transcription by RNA polymerase II. Bases 500 to 5236 code for a protein of 1578 amino acids.